Molecule: messenger RNA, 525 nt
Organism: Opisthorchis viverrini
Lineage: Eukaryota; Metazoa; Platyhelminthes; Trematoda; Opisthorchiida; Opisthorchiidae
Exons: 4
Coding region: 1-525 (174 amino acids)
Source: RefSeq, a predicted model, not a curated record
AUGGGUGGGAGUAGGCUCCACCUCCUCGAGGAGCUGGUCUUCCACUACCCCGUGUCACUUAUCGAUUGGGGUGACGCCUAUGCUGAUGGAACAGACUAUCGUUUAUCUCAAAAAGUGAUUGGAAAAGUGUCAGGUCGCGCCCAGACAGAAGAAAAAGCACAUGUUCAGAGAGUGACGCAUCCCCAAGGUCACCAUCGUUUCGACACGUCCGGAAAAGAGCACAGGGCAAUUGCAGAUCCAGUUGAAAAGUCAACUGGGACGAACAGGGAGCUUUAUACCUCUGAGAAACCUGAGUCAAUGCGCGCAUCCUCAGUCCUUCGUCCGGAGUUCCUUCUAGCGCUUGACUACAAUGAGAUUUCUGGAGUCUCUGAACACGAGAAGGAGUGGGUAAAUGCUGGCUCAACUUCUACUCUUCACCCAUUCGUCUGUUCGACCUUUAAAAAUACGACACUGUCUAGGCUUGGACAACCAGGGAGUACUCCACCCCCUUCUUCGAGUGGUUGCUACACGCCAAAGGGAUCUUAG